Anopheles marshallii is the source of this 1017-nucleotide messenger RNA. RefSeq lists its product as uncharacterized. The transcript is spliced from 3 exons. The coding region runs from base 1 to 1017 and encodes 338 amino acids. The record is from RefSeq and is a predicted model, not a curated record. Gene Ontology annotation, molecular function: hydrolase activity, hydrolyzing N-glycosyl compounds. Lineage: Eukaryota; Metazoa; Arthropoda; Insecta; Diptera; Culicidae.
AUGGAUAUUUUGAAUUUCAUAAAGUUGCUAUCUCUACUCUGCGCACUAAUUGGCCAUGUGAACAGUGUUGAACGAACUAAAGUGGUGAUAAGCACAGACGCUGGAGCAGAUGACGCUUGGGCGUUGUACUACCUUCUGGAAGCUAAGCAGGAAGUGGACAUACUUGCCAUCUGCUGUACGAAAGGCAAUACCAACGUUACAAAUGUGGCCACUAACGUGCUCCGGGUGCUAGACGCAGUCGAGCGUACGGAUGUGCCAGUAUACAUUGGGUCAAAUGAACGAAUACUACUACCGGAACCAUCAAUAAAUUCUGAUGAUAUGUUCUUUGGUGCUGACGGGUUUUCGGAUGUCGUAUUUGAUCGUGAACCGUCGCGUAUUCCAUUGCAGGAGGGAAAACAUGCAUUACACGAGCUGUACAGGUUGAUAGUACAGCAUCCUAACGAAAUAAUCUUUGUAAAUCUAGGCCCUGUGACCGAUCUAGCGCUCCUUUUAAAAGUAUACCCCGAUGUACGUACGCUUCUGAAGGCCAUCUACAUGAUGGGAGGAAAUCGUCACGGCGUCGGUAACACGGAGAGUGCUGCUGAAUUUAACUUCUACAACGAUCCCGAAUCGGCCAGCAUAACCUUCAACGCCUACAAUGGUCCCAUUGUUGUUGUACCAUGGGAAACUGCUCUCCGGUCUAACCUUCUAACAAGCUUGGAAUGGCGCAUGGAUGUACUGGGCAGCAGCAACAAGACCAUUUUCAAUAUACUUAACCAAGUGGAGAGGGUAGCGUUGGAAAAGUUGCCCGAAAAGGACCGCCUCUGGAUGCCUUGCGAUUUGCUGGUAUCGAUGAUUUUGGUGCAUCCUCAUCUGAUCGUUGAAAGCAAAAGAUACACCGGUGACGUAGAGCUUAACGGCCGACUAACCCGCGGUCAAUUGGUUUUAGACCAUAUGAACGAAGGGAAUGGUAAUAUAACAAUUGUAGAUAAUUUAGAUGAAGGUAAAAUGAAACAAUAUUUACUAAGCAUUCGCUAG